Molecule: messenger RNA, 1827 nt
Organism: Exophiala spinifera
Lineage: Eukaryota; Fungi; Ascomycota; Eurotiomycetes; Chaetothyriales; Herpotrichiellaceae
Exons: 2
Coding region: 1-1827 (608 amino acids)
Source: RefSeq, a predicted model, not a curated record
AUGACAUCUGCUACGACGACGUCGAGCCCCUUUCCUUCAGGGUUUGUGAUGGAGGUCACUGCUCUAAGUCAAACAAAACGUCGAAGGGCCGAAACUCAAGGCUAUGUCAGCUUUGGCGACGAGGAUCAAGCCGGUUUGACCGACUCUAAAAGCUCGGCUUCGAUCUUCUUUCUUUAUGGCGAUUUCUUAGUGACAGAUGAUGAGUACGUGGGAAGCCGCAGUGACUCGAAAGAUUCACCGCUCAUCAAAUCUGGUACUCCACCAACUGGAUUUCAGUUUUGGACUUUCCCCGCCGGUCUCGGCGAGGUCGAAGGUGCCGGAGGCUUUUGCCUUCUGGGUAGCACGGUGUAUGUUGUGAUUGACCAGUCUACUUGCGAAUACCCGAUCAAUCUUGUGCAAAGAGCUCCUCCGGCAGUGUCAACAUCUUCAACGACAACGACCGCGACAUCGCAGCCUACAAGCUCUGUGGUCAGCACGACAACGGAAGCAACCACAAGCACUUCCGCCAGCACAGCAUCUACUAGUGAGACCGCCACAUCUACUUUGGCCACCUCGUCCAGUGAGACAACCAGUAGCACAUCAAGCCAGGUCACUUCGUCCAGCGAAACCAGCACUUCUACAUCGACCCAAUCUUCAAGCACUUACGCGUCCACUACAUCGAGCGAGACCAGCACGGCUACGUCGAGCCAGACAACAACCUCCGGUGAGGCCACCACGACUGCGAGCACAUCCGAGUCUACCACGUCGACCCAAGCAUCGAGCACAACCGAGUCCACAACGAGUUCGUCAUCCAGCGAGACCACCACGGUGACGACGAUGACGACGACGACCAGCACGCAGACGACUACCACGACAAGCGCUACACCAACGUCUACCGUGAUUCCUGGAUACUGUGAAGUAGGAGAAUAUCAAUUCUCCACGGAAGAUUAUGAUUAUUAUGUCUGUCCCGAUUCUGAUGUCCACGGCUACGACUUGUUCUAUACUUCACAGGAUACUUACGAGGGUUGCGCCGCUCAAUGCGAUACGUAUGAAUCUUGCGCCGGAUGGUCUACUCCCAUCGUUGAUGGUACAGGGUUAUGCAAUCUCAAGACCGUUACAGACGCAUCCACAAGAUCAGAGAGCGACACUUACAAUAUGUGGUUCAAGAUCGCAAAGCCGCCUACGUCUACCACAACGACGAGCACGACCAUGAGCACGACAACAACAACUACCACCAUGACCACUACCACGACUACUGCCAAUAAUUCCCCAACCUGCACAGCCAUGUCGAAUCCGUAUACGGCAACCAAUAGCGACAAGUUCGAUCUUCAAUGCAACACUCAGACUGGUGGCACCCAAAUUGGAGCUGUUCAAAACAGCGACUCCUUCGCCGAUUGCAUGGAAUUAUGUGCCGGCGUUGCAGAGUGCCAAUACGCCCAGUACCAGUUCACCGAGUUACCUGCCGACCCGCCCCUUCAACCAGACCCUGAGACCGUGCAAACCUGCACGCUAUACUCUGACAGCAACGGAUCGCAGGGAUCAGCUGGUUUCGAUCUCGGCCACAAGCUUCAACCCGUGACAGGAACUUGCACAGACCAAAGCGAUCCGUUCACGACCAGCUCCGGCGUGCAAUUUAACACUCUCUGCGGUCAGGACUGGAAUGGAAACUACCUAAACAUCGGUCCUGCUGCCGAUUACGGUGCCUGUGCAGAAAUAUGUGGGCAAGACAGUGAGUGCAUUGGCUUCCUUUAUAACUCGGGAACCUGUUACCCAAUAAGUGGCGGGAUGUCGCAUAAUUCCUACUACGACGGCCCCGACUUCAAUAGCGGUGUAAAAUAUCAGCCUUGA